GCCGCAGCCAGGCGCACAGAGGAGCCCGCGAGCACAGCCGCGUCCCCGCAGCCUCGUUCCCGCCGCCGCGUCCCCGCCGCCCGCAGCCUCGUCCCCGCCGCCACCAUCGCCGCCGCGCCCCCGGGGCAUGGCCUGUCUGAUGGCCGCCUUCUCGGUCGGCACCGCCAUGAAUGCCAGCAGUUACUCUGCAGCGAUGACGGAGCCAAAGUCGGUGUGCGUCUCGGUGGACGAGGUGGUCUCCAGCGGCAUGGAAGCCACUGAGACGGACCUGCUGAAUGGACAUCUGAAGAAAGUGGACAACAACCUCACAGAGGCCCAGCGCUUCUCCUCCUUGCCUCGGAGGGCGGCAGUGAACAUUGAAUUCAAGGACCUUUCCUACUCCGUUCCUGAAGGACCCUGGUGGAGGAAGAAAGGAUACAAAACGCUUCUAAAAGGAAUCUCAGGAAAAUUCAACAGUGGAGAGCUGGUGGCGAUCAUGGGCCCUUCUGGAGCUGGGAAAUCCACGCUCAUGAAUAUCCUGGCUGGAUACAGGGAGACGGGCAUGGAGGGAGAGGUGAUCGUCAACGGCCUGCCCCGGGACCUGCGCUGCUUCCGGAAGGUGUCCUGUUACAUCAUGCAGGACGACAUGCUGCUGCCACACCUCACCGUGCAGGAAGCCAUGAUGGUGUCUGCACAUCUGAAGCUUCAGGAGAAGGAUGAAGGCAGAAAGGAGAUGGUCCGGGAGAUCCUGACGGCGCUGGGUCUGCUGCAGUGUGCCAACACGAGGACAGGAAGCCUCUCGGGCGGCCAGCGGAAGCGCCUGGCCAUCGCCCUGGAGCUGGUGAACAACCCGCCCGUCAUGUUCUUCGACGAGCCGACCAGCGGCCUGGACAGCUCCUCCUGCUUCCAGGUGGUGUCGCUGAUGAAGGGGCUGGCGCAGGGUGGGCGCUCCAUCAUCUGCACCAUCCACCAGCCCAGUGCCAAGCUGUUCGAGCUCUUCGACCAGCUUUAUGUCCUAAGUCAAGGGCAGUGCGUGUACCGGGGGAAGGUCUCAAAUCUGGUCCCUUAUUUGAGGGAUUUGGGUCUGAACUGCCCAACCUACCACAACCCGGCAGACUUUGUCAUGGAAGUCGCGUCCGGUGAAUACGGAGACCAGAACGGUCGCCUGGUGAGAGCCGUUCGGGAGGGCAUGUGUGACUCGGACUACAAGAGGGAGCUUGGGGGUGAUGCCGAGGUGAACCCUUUUCUUUGGCACCGGCCCUCUGAAGAGGUAAAGCAGGCAAAACGAUUAAAGGGGGUGAGAAAGGAUUCCACGUCCAUGGAAGGCUGCCACAGCUUCUCCGCCAGCUGCCUCACCCAGUUCUGCAUCCUCUUCAAAAGGACUUUCGUCAGCAUCAUGAGGGAUUCGGUCCUGACACACCUGCGGAUCACGUCACACAUUGGAAUCGGCCUCCUCAUUGGCCUGCUCUACCUGGGGAUUGGGAAUGAAGCCAAGAAAGUCUUGAGCAACUCAGGCUUCCUCUUCUUCUCCAUGCUCUUCCUCAUGUUCGCGGCCCUCAUGCCCACCGUCCUCACAUUUCCUCUGGAGAUGGGAGUCUUCCUUCGAGAGCACCUGAAUUACUGGUACAGCCUGAAGGCUUACUACCUAGCCAAGACCAUGGCUGACGUCCCCUUUCAGGUCAUGUUCCCCGUGGCCUACUGCAGCAUCGUGUACUGGAUGACAUCGCAGCCCUCCGACGCCGUGCGCUUCGUGCUGUUCGCCGCCCUGGGAACCAUGACGUCGCUCGUGGCCCAGUCGCUGGGGCUGCUCAUUGGCGCUGCCUCCACCUCCCUGCAGGUGGCGACCUUCGUGGGCCCUGUGACGGCCAUCCCCGUCCUCCUCUUCUCAGGAUUCUUCGUCAGCUUCGACACCAUCCCGGCCUACCUGCAGUGGAUGUCCUACGUGUCCUACGUCAGGUACGGGUUUGAGGGGGUCAUCCUCUCCAUCUACGGCCUGGAUCGCGAAGACCUGCACUGCGACAUCGACGACACUUGCCACUUUCAGAAGUCUGAGGCCAUUUUGAGAGAACUCGAUGUGGAAAACGCCAAGCUUUACUUGGACUUCAUCGUCCUUGGGAUUUUCUUCAUCUCCCUGCGCCUCAUUGCCUAUUUUGUCCUGAGGUACAAAAUCCGGGCAGAGAGGUAAAGGCCCUGUACGGAGCGGGGCAAAAAUAUAGACACUGCAGCCCAGGGCACGUCCAGACUGGCGCCGGCAAGCCUGGGCCCAGGCACGACGCAGGGACGCUUCUGACCCAACUCCUAGUAACCACGUCGGGUUUAUGGGUGUCUGGUGUUCAACUUCUCCGCCCAGCUGGGUUGGGUCUUCUCUCCAUUACCCUUUCUAGCUUUAACUAGGAAGAAGGGAUAGAAAGAUUUUUGUGUUUUUUGUUUUUUGUUUUUUUUUUACAUGCAGAAUUUAGAACACCCCAGCUGGGGCAGAGUUUAAAACUGCAACACAGCUGGUGACAAAAGACUUCCCAGGUAAAGUCCCUCCUGUGGUCAGAUAACGUGAGUCCCGGAGGAGGGACGACAAGCACCUUCUCACGUGACCCCUGCACCACCAGGGAUCUUGGGAGAGAAAGGUGAAGCAUGGAGUGAUUCCGUUGGACAACUUGCUUUUCAUGGUUUCUUCUUUCUGAGAUUUGUCUCUUUUCCAAUAAGAAGCCACUUUCCAAGCCAAAAGUCUAUAAAUUUCAUUCAUUUUAAGAACUGGUAACUUUUUAGUACUUGUAGAAGAAAAUGAUUCAGGGUAAGAAACAGUCUUUGCUUCCAGGUAUAAGGGGUUUAACGGAAUCGCCAUGCUCGCCGCAGAGCUUGUGAGAGAUUCAAAUGCAUGUUCCAGGUUGAGUGAAGACAAAAUCAUCUGCAGUUAGCCAUGCAGAGAGGCAGAAAAGUUAUAAAAAGAAGCAGUAAGUUGAAAUUGAGCAACUCUUAAAGUCUUUUACUUUUCAUUUGCUUCUUAUUUUAAGCAACAUAUAUUGUUUCCUUUUAACUUUCUGAGCACCUUAAUUUUGCCUAAAAAUUUUCUAGAGAAUCCACCCUGUUAAUUUUGUAAAAACAUCUUCUCUGUCCUUCUACAUCACGUCAGUCUGUCCUUCUACAUCACGUCAGCUACCUCCACUGAACCUAGGAAAGCUGAGCUUAGGGAACUUUAAGGCUGUAAGCAUUGAUGGUUAGAGCUGGUGAAAAAGAUGAGCUAACUAUACAAGAGGUGUAGCUGCUGAAAGAUUUCGUGAGCAUCCAAGACCUUUGUGAGAAAUCAGUGAUGGCUCUCAGUGUGGCAGGGGUGUUUAUGGCUUCAUCAAGCAAUGCAUUUAGAGUUGUGGGUAAUUUUAUCUCCCAGACCUGGUUUUUACGGCAUCUCAAUUACACCCUCUAAAAGGAAUGUUGUACAAGUCCUAACAACUUGUGCAGACAUUUAGCUUCGCAAGGGUUAGACUCGUGUAUCCUCAGGCUGGAGCCCCUCUUCCCAGUGAUGUUAUCACAGAAGUAAAGCCUGCGUAGAGCAGAAAGAUGCGCACAGCCACCUUCGGAUUCAGAGCCAGGUGGCCCACAUGCUCACCAGCUGUCCCAAAGCCGGUUUAACACCAGGGGUAGGCGAUGGUUCUGGCCAAAGAAGGCCAUUUUUUAGGAAAAUGGAAUUGUUUCCUCCUUCAGGAAUAUCGUUAUCCUAGAAUCAGGGUCUCCUAAUGAAAGGUUGUAUUUCUGUGAGCAAAUCAAUUAACCUCCCGAAGCCUCAGUUUCCUCAUCUGUACACAGUGACACUUGAUCAUCUUCAAGGCCAUUUUCAGCUCUGAAGAGAUUCCUUGAUUGUGUCCCUGAAGCUCUUAUCUCCUACUUUAAGAGAAUGAAAGAGGUCAAAAUUUUAUUUACAUGCUGAUUUGGGCUGCAAAUGCUUAGAAAUUCCUUUUUUGUGCUUGGAUCUUUUUUAGUGAACUCAAUUGAGAUAUAUUAAAUAGAACUUUCCUUGUGCUGUACAAAUAUGGCAUUGCCUUUCAAAUUAACUUAUUUCACCAGGGUCAAAAUUAGCCUUUAUGAAAAGUCUUCAUUUAAUUUUAAGGAAGACUUGCCUGUCAAAAUCACCCAUAGAGAAAACCUCCUUAGGAACAGCCUGGCAAAACAGAGAAUAGGAAUGAGGACAAUGUCCUCAAUCGUUCCCCAGAAUUAUCUUGGGCUAGGUCACUACUUGAAGGGCUCUUUCCCUCUGGGUGGGCUUUUCCAGUCACGGAUUAGUGUGGUGGGCCUGUGGUCCUAAUAAGAAGUGGGGGCCAGGAGCUGUUCCCCACCAUUUCUGCUCUAAAUGCAGCUUCGUUUCUCCCUGAAACCUACAGUAUUACUAGAUUCCUCUAGAUUCAAGAUCUGGGUUCCAAAAGCAAUGAAGACUUUGAAAGGAACCAUUUCCCUAGUCUUUCAGGUUCUCUGUAUUCCCGUUUCCCACUGUUAGCAGAUUAUCUCCAUCCCUUAAUAGGUGAGGAACAGAUCGGCGUCCGAGAGAUGGCAGGCUGCUGGAAGGAAAACUCUAAGCAAAGUACACAGGGUUACUUUUUAAAAGAUGUUAGCGUAGAGAAGGUCCAGGAGUGCUGGCUGCCCGCCUAGAGAUUUAGGGCGAUCUUGAGCCAUGUGGGGUGAGGCUGUGUCAACCCCAGGAGGUGGCCUGGGGAUCUCCUCAGCAUCAGCGAGUGCCCCUUGGUCGAGCGUUCUCACUGUAAGUCCUUGGAAGAAUGUUUUUAAAUGCUUUUGUUUGAAUUUCCAGAUUUAGGGUAGUUUGAUAAAAUACCUUAUUCCCAUUGGCCUUCCAUAACAUCUACGCAACUUAUGGCAUAUUUUUUUCCUCACUGGUUGUGGCUAAGAGGUACUUGAUGAAGUGCUCUCUUCCAGUCACUGGCAUGUAAACUUAGACCACCUCCCCAAACCCACUUCUCUUGGGUUUUGUAUAUGAUGAGCCACAUGCUCCUCUCAUCUCUGAUUGAGUUUCGUCAUUUAGAAUUAAGGAUGGAAUCUUGGAUAAAAGAUACACAGCCUGCUCAGUUGUCAGUGGUGGUAAAAAAAAAAAAAAUGCAAGUCCAAAGAUUAUCACUUUUAAAUGCAACUUUUCAGGAGAGAAAGGGGUGUUUGCCAUGGGACUCUAAUCCCCACAUCCCUGGGGCUGAUCACUGCGUCGGGUUACGCUCGGGAGCCCUGCCGGCCAACCCCGUACCUGCGGGCUUCCACGUUUGUCCACAAGGAAGUGUUUCUUGCCUCCCUUUCUUCCAUUCUUGCUGAAUAUCAAUGAGGCAAUUAAAUUCUUCAAAAAUUCCUGUGUGGGUGAAGUGGGAAAUUUUCCCCAGGAGGAGAAGCAACUUGAGGAAAUAUUCCAGAGAAUGGCUGCUGGGAUCUGAUUAAUUUGCCUUUGGCAGGGAGGCCUUCAGGACCAGGAAAAGGGAUAUUGAGCUUUUAGGUAAAAAUUCAUCUCAGAGACCCACAAAAAAGGCAUUUUCCAGACCCAAGGACAGCAUCUCCAGGGGGACAGGGGCAGGUUACAUCCAUGAGGCAAAAACCACCUUUCACUGUUCGAUGAGCAAAUUUAAGAUAGGCGUCUUCGGUGUGUCGAGCAUGUUUACCUGCUGAGUGUCCCAGGCCCUGUGCCGGGUGCCUGACAAACCCCUUUCCUCGUUUACUCACUCAGCAAACGUUUACCACCCCAUCGCCACGGUGCCUGGUGCUGAGCCAGCCACUGGGUGUUGAGCAGGGAGGACAGUCCAGUGUGGCCCUGCCCUCGCGGGGCUCGCCCUCGGUGUGGGGGGGUGGUGACCAGAUGGUCACUGGAAAGGAAAAGUGCUGGAGCUGUCCGGGGAUGGGCCAGGGAACGCCCCGAGGAGGUGACGUCUCAGCUGCAGAUGUCAUCGGGACCCUUCAAAUUGGAAAAGCGCCAACAUUUCGCAGAUGGAGAACGCUGAGGCUGGGAGGGGCUCCGUGACUUCACCAGGGUCCCCGAGUGGCAUUCAAACCCAGCUCAGACCCCAAAGUCCCUGUAUCUUUUGCUUUCCCAUGCUGCCUUCUGUUCCUAAUGCACAAAUGUACUUGGAAAUACUUUGUGAGAUAUAAAAUGCAAUACCAGUUCAGUUGCUCUUAGUUCAUCUCUUUGUUCUGGAUUCGCUGUCACCAAACAGAUGGCUGAGACGGGGGAGUGGUCCUCACCUGCCGGGCACCUGACACAGUAGAGGGGCUUCGCUGGCUGGUUUGGGGGCCUCAUCUGACCCCUCGACGCAGUGGAGAGGUGCCUUCCCUUGCCCUGGCCUUGGUUUCCUAAUGCACCAUGUCUGUGAACUAGCUCAGUACAAAGAAGGGUUGGUGUGUGUGUGCGUGUUUGUGCACUUGUGGUCAUGUGUCCACAUGUGCACACACACGCACACACACAUGCGCCUAUGUGCAGGCUUGCCCCGGGUGUACGUUUAACAGUAUUAUUCUGUGAUAUUUCCUUGGUCACAGUCAAAUAUCAGCCUUUAAAUCUUCAGUCGCUCAUCCUUUCCCCAGGAAGGAAAAACAAAGUUAUUUCAUUUCAUGAAUAUGGUGCAGAUGGCAAAAGAAUCAUCAAAACUCAUGAUGGCAUUCGUCAAAUGCCAGCUAAAUUAGAAACUGACAGAAAGUCAAAUAGAACAACCCAAUGGGGGGAGGGACAGUGCAGAGUAUAUGAAUACAAAGUUAGAUUCUUUUAAGAAAUCAAGACUGCUAAUAAAAUAUUUUAUAUAAAACUUUUUACUUGUGUUCAAUGUUAAAUGCUUCAAAUGAUUUGCUCAAAUUUUACUAAGUAAAAUUAAUUUUUAGAAUGUAUUUUGAAUAUACCUCUGUGUAUGUCUAGUAAGAGCGCCAAUUUAUAAUCGGAUUAUAAAUUUAUAAAUCUGAUUGUAAAUAAUCACCUUUCCCUAUUGGUAGGUUUUCUGUUUUCUGUUGAACGGUCUUAAGGUCUGCAUUUGCCCUCCAUUCUCCUGGGUUCUGAUCCGUUUCCUCGUGCCUUGCUAAUGUCGGCAGUAGAUGUCAAACCUUAGGGUCAGGACAGGCUCUCCCGUGAAGUGUGGCAGCUCCUGGCGCCCCUGGCUGAGCCUGGCCUCCUUCUGGGCCUCUCCCCAUUGCAAUGGUCUCCACCGAUGGGCACUUGGGCGGCAGUUCCAGCAGAGGGACAGGCCUCGUCCGCGGCUCUGGUUUGAGGGAAACCCACUUCUCCGGCCCGGUGACUCUGCACGCAGCUCCCCUGGGGAAAGCCCUUCCUCCCGAGCCCUUUGGCUCCCACGGCCAAGGUGAGCAGGACCUCGAAGGUGCAGCCAGUUCCCCACCCUGCGAGCCUGGGCCGUGGGGUCCUUCACGAAGCGAGGACGUGCCGGCGGCCAUGGUGGCGGGGGGCCGCGUCUUUUGCACGGGGCCUCUGUCGUCCCCCCAAAGACAGAGCAGAGAGGCAGGCCCGUGCAUGGCAGGACAGAGUCCCAAGGUCCCAGAGUAGGGGGAGCGGAAUGGCUGCACAAUCUGAGGGUGCCAGAGUGUGAAAACAGAGUCAUGCUGACAAUUUGUGGUGACUUGAGCUUGUCCUUGACCGUGUCCCUUCAGGGAGAUGGCUCUGAGAUAAUUGCUCGCCUCGAUUGGCCUGUACUGGAAGCCCACCUGUCCUGGGCAGGAGGAAAGCUUGGGGAUGAUGCACGCAUGUGCUCCUUCCGCUGGGGGUAGACUGGAUUUUCUGAUAACUAUUCCAUAUCCUUCCCCAUGUUUCUCCCCAUCUUUGAGGGGGACAAAAGGGGGUUAGCCUUAGCUUGGUUUUGUUUUUGUUUUUAUAAUGUCCUCUCUGAACAAGGGACCAUCGCACAGGCCAGGUUGGAAUCAUCCCUGGGAGUAGCCGUUGGGCAGCGGCACCCCUGCAUCCCGAGCCUGCCAGGGGAGCUGCUUCGCCUGAGGUUUAUACAAGUGAUGCACGUCCUUGUCGAGUGAGGGGCCACUGCAGAGCCGGAGAGAAAGGGAAGGAGGCCCAAAGGUGCUCUUAUUUCAUCUAAACACGGGUGGGGCCCACCAGGGUGGCUUUGGGCUCUGCUUUGGAGGGCGUGCUGUCCCACAAGGGGUCAGCUCUCUGGGGGUCCUUCCACAGCUGGAGGCCUGAGCCUGUCCUGUCUGCUUCCGUCUUCCCGGGAGACACCCCCAGGGCCAGGACAUGCCUCGGACCCGUGGGUGUGUGGCACCGGGGUCCCCCUACACGGGAAUACCAGAUCUCGGAAAAGGCAAGCACCCGAGCCACAUAAACUAAAAACAACAAACCUCAAAUUGAUUGCGUUCAGUGGAGCUUUCCCUCAUUAGAGCGGCACUGCCCGCUGUGAGACAGCGCUGCACUGAGGAACGGCAGGGGGGCAUCCGGAUGACCAUGUGCGGUGCCAGUGGCCCACUCUGUGCACGUGAAUUUAAACGUGGCCCGGCACUGUGGACAGGUUAGGAUGGCAUUUAUUUAUAUUCACUGCUGUGAUGCUGAGAGCUGAUUUUUUGGGAGUUCGUAAGCCACCUGUGGGUGCCUGUGCCCAGCAUGGUCCAUCACCGCCGUUUCCCAUGACACCACUCCUCGCGGAAAGUUGGGGCGAAGGUGAGCUGAGGAGGGGGUGCUGAGACCCUGCUGGGGAGCAUCAGGUGGGGGCCACCUCCCCAGGUGGCCUGCUGGGGCCAGUUCCCAAGGCAAGUCCCUCCUCCAGGGAGGAGACAGCACGAGGGCAUCGUCUUUCCCCCGCACCUGCCCGAAGGCAGCCAGAGGCCAGCCCAGCACUGCAGCCCGUCCUGCAGCAUCCUCUGUCUGCACCACGGGUACAAAGAGCUUUGGGGAAACCGUGUUGGCCAGAUGGGGAUUUGCUGGCACCGUGGAGAUGGCAGGUGCAUCCAUUUCUGGGGGAGAAGUUACCAAAACCACACACACCCCCUUAGGGGGGCCCUGAAUUUGUCCUCUCUCUCUGGCUGAAAUGAACUGGGCAUGAAGGGGACGGCGUUCCAUCUGCAGGACAGUUAGGGAGUCAUGGAUGGCGUGAAAUGGAGUCCAGGAGCCCCAUUCUCACGGGUUUCUGGUGACCCCCGUGUACCACCUCAUCUGAAUGUAACCACACCCUGGGUUUUCUGAAAGUAUUUUAGUGACUGUGGUAGCGAUUUUGUUUUUAUACCUUUACAUUUUCCACAAUUCUGUCCUUGUGCAGGUUGGCAGUCUCUUUUCUAUAAGUUUUGGAACACAGGCUUCCUGAGCUUAAUCUUAAAUGCCUCCUUUUCAAGUUGUCAGCCAAAUAAAACAGUGGCAAAACAUCCUGUCAUCCCAACUGCUAACAAAAUAGACCACACAAUCAAUUUUUACAGUCUUAGGCUCCCUUGUGGAAGCAGGUGAAUAGACAUUGUUGUUUUCUCAUUAAAACUUGUGUGUUUGAAAAGCUAAUACAUGUAACUGACUCUCUUAUCUUGUAUCUUUUUUUUUUAACCUUUUUUAGACAUACUGGUGCAAUACCCGAUCUUAGUUAAAUGUCAUGAAUUGUUACCUUUUAUUUAAUUGGGAACUAUUUGAUGUUUUUCUUUCCUUCCAAAGCAAAAGUCAAUGCAAGUAACAUUUUUUAAUCAGCGUGCAAACAUAUGCAUAUAGCUGUAUAUCUAAUGUGUAAUUAUAUAAUACCUGUUUUUGUAAUGCUGUAUGGGUAACUUUACAGUGAUUUAGCUUUAGGAAAUACUGUUGCUUGCACACUGUGACAGAUUUGCACUGUUGUAGAUAAAUGCGACAUAUAUACAUACGUACAUACAUAUAUAUAUAUAUUAAAAAUGAAAUUGCCUCUUUGGGUACUUGUUCCCUCUGCUGAUUGGCUCUGUGGGAACAAGGGACCUGUGCAGACCCUCAGAUGUGGGCAUUCUCACUCUAUCUUAAAGACCAUGGCCCUGCUUUGUAUAUUUCUGUAGAGUUACCUCCUUAGAAAAUUUGUAUGUGCAUUUUUUGCAAAUUUGAACUUUGUUUCCUGGAAUUAGAUGACGUUGAUGAAAAUGUGAUAUAAAUCAAAUAAAGCAUCAUUAUUUUCAGAA
Messenger RNA from Choloepus didactylus (southern two-toed sloth), 10062 nucleotides. RefSeq names its product ATP binding cassette subfamily G member 1 (gene ABCG1). The record is from RefSeq and is a predicted model, not a curated record. NCBI's taxonomy places the organism in Eukaryota, Metazoa, Chordata, Mammalia, Pilosa, Megalonychidae. Gene Ontology annotation, molecular function: ATP hydrolysis activity; ATP binding; ABC-type sterol transporter activity. The coding region runs from base 128 to 2164 and encodes 678 amino acids. Gene Ontology annotation, biological process: cholesterol homeostasis; transmembrane transport. Gene Ontology annotation, cellular component: plasma membrane. The transcript is spliced from 15 exons.